UAUUUGCGGUUGGUUGGAGUGGAGGGCACUUAAAUAAAAAUAGUGGACAUGUGAUGCUCAGUUCAUACUGGUUGGUUGCCUUGGACUUGGAGGGAUUGCGGAGUGCGGGCUGAGCUUUCCCCCAAAUUAGAUAACGCUACUCACUGUCACAGCUCACAACGCAACCCAUGCUCACUUACCUAAACCUCCUAUACCAUUUCAUUUCCAUCUCCAUUUUUACAUCUUCUUCUUUCAAAACCCUAACAAUCCCACAAGAAAAUACAUCACCGCCACCGCCGCCACGCCAUCCGAUUUGCUGCUUUCGUCACCUCCACCAAUUUCUUCAAUUUGGAGUGUUCUAGUCGGCGCCUGACGCGCGAACUCUCUGUAUCUAAUUAUUCUUUUGCCGGGUUGUGUCUGAAGAUUUUUAUUUUUAUUUUUAUUUUUUUUGUGGGUUUCCUUUCUAUAUAAUAUUUUAUAGAUGGAGGGGAAUUCUGCGGGGGGCGGCGGCGGAGGGGGGACUGAUGUGGAGUUGCUAUGCAAAACAUUGCAGGUGGAGCACAAGCUUUUCUACUUUGACCUCAAGGAGAAUCCCCGCGGCCGGUACCUUAAGAUCUCUGAGAAGACUUCAGCGACCAGGUCCACCAUCAUAGUACCUUCCAACGGCAUCGCCUGGUUCCUUGAUCUCUUCAAUUACUAUGUCAACUCCGAUGACCAAGAUGUCUUUAGCAAAGAACUCCAGCUUGAUACCAAGGUAUUUUAUUUUGAUGUUGGCGAGAACAGAAGGGGACGCUUUCUCAAAAUAUCGGAAGCUUCGGUCAGCCGAAACCGCAGUACUAUUAUUGUCCCUGCAGGAAGUGCCCGAGAUGAAGGGUGGGCGGCCUUUAGGAAUAUUUUGGCUGAAAUAAAUGAAGCAUCAGGGCUUUUCAUACUGCCCAACCAGCAUCAGCAGAACUCUGAAGCCCCAGAACGCCUUGUUGGGCUUUCAGAUGAUGUGGGGGCUGGUUUUAUAUCCAGCCAUAGUUCUCAACCUGCCCCAGCAGCUGACUUGAAUGUUGAUCGGACUUCUGAUCUGCCACCGACUGAUGACAUAGGUAAUUUAGGAGUCUCAAAGGUAAUAAGAGCUGAUCAAAAGAAAUUUUUCUUUGAUCUCGGCAGCAAUAACAGAGGUCACUUCUUGAGAAUAUCCGAGGUCACGGGUUCAGAUCGCUCCUCUAUCAUUCUCCCACUUUCUGGCCUGAAGCAGUUUUAUGAAAUGGUGGGUCAUUUUGUGGAGAUCACUAAAGAUCGGAUUGAGGGGAUGACUGGUGCAAAUGUUCGGACAGUGGACCCUCCUCAAAGGUGAAUGUGGUAGAGAUUCUGGUUGACCAGUCAACUCUGUGUUGUCUAAAUAGAUUGUGAUCUAUGGCCCAUUUAUUGUGGUUGAUCAGGGUGCAUCUGUGUUCCGCUUGCCAAGUGCUUUGCUUAUUUUUGUUCCAGUUAUGUCUGAAUAAGGCUGCUGUCCGUCUUCAAUCAGAGACCAUUUAUGAAAGUUAAUCAGCUUGCUUCUAGAUAGAAUGAUAUAUAUAUAAAUAAAUGAGAAUAAGCACUCUUUUGUGCCAAAAGAAUGGCAUCUUUAUUUAGAUCUCUUCUUUUCGUGAUUGCGAGUUUCUGAUUGUUUACUGUUGGAAAUGUGAAGGCCUUCCGCUUUUGUAUAAUCAGCCACGAGAAUUGGAUGCUGUGUUCUAUCCUUUUCUCAGUAUGUUUCUGGACCUGUCAUCUUGAUUCAGUUUAAUGUAUACAUUCUGUUCAGAUGUUUCUAAUUCUAAAUGAGCUGCUUGCACAGUAA
This is a messenger RNA of Sesamum indicum (sesame), 1807 nucleotides long. Its product is annotated as purin-rich alpha 1. Gene Ontology annotation, biological process: regulation of transcription by RNA polymerase II. Gene Ontology annotation, cellular component: nucleus. The record is from RefSeq and is a predicted model, not a curated record. Gene Ontology annotation, molecular function: purine-rich negative regulatory element binding; DNA-binding transcription factor activity, RNA polymerase II-specific; RNA polymerase II transcription regulatory region sequence-specific DNA binding. Lineage: Eukaryota; Viridiplantae; Streptophyta; Magnoliopsida; Lamiales; Pedaliaceae.